Molecule: messenger RNA, 882 nt
Organism: Huiozyma naganishii CBS 8797
Lineage: Eukaryota; Fungi; Ascomycota; Saccharomycetes; Saccharomycetales; Saccharomycetaceae
Exons: 1
Coding region: 1-882 (293 amino acids)
Cellular component (GO): cytoplasm
Source: RefSeq, a predicted model, not a curated record
AUGAUAUCAAACCUGAUUGUAGUGCCGUGUCAUUCUGUAUGGGUGCAACAUAUCGCUAUUGAUGGUGAAGAAAACCUGGGACAAUCCCCAGAAUACUGGAUCCUGGCCAAUUUCCAACACGAAGGGAACGAUCAUUUGGCCUUCAUCAAGCAUGCGCUGAGAGCAUUGGAAGAGCUUCUACAAAAUUGGGACCGGUCUGUCCUUUUAUUCAGUGGAUCACAAACGAAAAGGGAGGUUGGUCCUGUUAGCGAAGCGCAGAGUUAUUUCUUUCUUCUGUGGAAAAUAAUCAAGUGGGCUGAAUGUCAAAAGAAAAUGCCUUCUGAAUUCGAUUCGCAGUUACUGCAACUGUUAGAAAGCGUAUGCAAUCUUAUGGCCAAACGGUCAAUCUCCAGCGACGAACUAUUCCAAUCGUCCAAGAUCAACACGGAGGAGUUUUCUCUGGAUUCGUUUGAUAACCUUCUGUUUUCUCUGUGCAGGUUUAAAGAAAUAACUAAUGCGUACCCUACACAUAUCACCAUUGUUGGUUUCGCCUUCAAACAGUUGCGGUUUUUGAAGUACCAUGCAGCUGCGAUAGACUACCCCUCUGACGACAUCACAUACAUCGGAAUAGAACCUUUGCCCCUUGGUUAUUCCGCAGAAAGAUUAUCAAAGUACUAUUCUGAUAUCCAGCGUAACGAGAACAAAAAUGCGUUGAACCUGUUUGAGAAUGACUGGUACGGCCAAAGAGAAGUCUUAUUGAAAAAGAAACAGUCGCGUAAUCCGUUCCAAAGAUACCCGGGAUACGAAACGUUGAAGUUGUUGCAUUGGGACAAGUUAUUGGCGCAUUCUGACGAGAGCCACUUCCGCGAGUUUAUUGCGGGGAGAAUGCCCUGGUCAAGGUAA